AAGAUUAUCUGUCUCUUCCCCACUGAUAAAAUAUAACUUGAAAGUUAUGCUUUUAAUAGAAAAUAUUUUUUCAAAAUGUGAUAAAGUCUAAUGUUUCUAUCAAUGAUGAGAAUGUUUCUACCAACUGAAUUAUUUAGCCAACAGUACUUCAUCAACACAAACAACUCAACCUUUACACAAUUUCAAUUUUAUUUAAAACUUUAUGUUUUCUACCUAUUACUUUCUUUAUUAUGUUCAUGAAUCUCAUGCUGGUUGCUAUGUUCAUGAGAAGGGAAAGUUUGCAAGGGCUUUGGCAUAAAUACGAACUAGACAUUACAUUUUGUGGUCGAGUAUGCACCAAUAUCAGCUAUAAUAAUGUUCAGACAAGUAACUAGAGGCUGCACAUAAGUUCUUGCAAAUGUAAUAAUUCUUAGUAACAAGACUAUGUUCACUACAAGAAAAAUGACCUUUGGUGACAGCCAUUUUUGAAUGUUUUACCUACAGACAACAAAAAUCGUCACUAAUUCUUAUUUUAAUAGUUUUAUUUAUUCAAUUUUACUUAUCUUUAUUAUUAUUAUUAUUAUUAUUAUUAUUAUUAUUAUUAUUAUUAUUAUUAUUAUUAUUAUUAUUAUUAUUAUUUUAAACUCAGAUCUCUCUCUUUUGACAAAAUGCGAAUAACCUUCUCCUAACGUGCCACUCGUCUCUCUCUUUCUCGUGCCGACAAAACGCAAAGAACUUUCACAUAAGCGCUUUUCCAAACGCGCUUUUUUCUCAAAUCGAUUCUCACGGAAGUUCUCCAAUGUUGCUUUUUCCCCAAAUCGUUCAAUCGCUCGACCCUAAAAUUGUUCAAUCGCUCAACCUCAAAAUCGUUCAAAUCGCGUAAACCUCAAAAUUGCUCGUCCUUAUUUCAAUCUCAACUCUUUUAGCUUCAACCUAAAUCACUUGAAUCGUAUCAAUUGCUCAAACCUUAACAAUCAGAUCUGAAUCGUUUCAACAUCAAAAUCAAUCAUUUGAAUUGCUCAAUCAUCAAAUCUUUUGUGUGAGCUCUGUUUAUCAUAUCAUGUUAUAGGAGUUGUAGUUAAAAUAAUUCAAUUUGAUGUUUUUCAUGCCUUUAAGGUCGAAGACAUCGCCAUUAUAUGCGCCUCGCGUCACCGACACAAAUCAGGUACUAUAAACUUUUAAAACUAGUUUAAACGUAUUUUUGAAUGUUUAUCUGACUAUUGAUUUCAUCUAAAAUUUGUUGUUUUUGUCACUAAUUUAUACUUGUUAUUGAAUUUGAGUUCAUGGUUAUGCGUUAGUUUUGUCAUGCUGAGGAAGACCGUUGUUAUUUUUCUAGUUGUGUAUUCAUUUAUUGUUGGUAAUUACUUGCAUUCACCAAUUUCGGUUUCCAAUUGCAUGUGUAUUUACUAAGGAAAUGGUUGUUGCUGCUUUCACUAUCAAUGUAGUUGAUGACCCCUGCACUUUGAGUAAAGUGUUGUACUUGAGACCCCUUGGAAAUGUUUAUGAGUGGAAUCUAGAUUUUGUAUAUUUACGUAAAGUUACGUAGCAGUAAAUUCAUUUCAACAUUACCUAUAUACUAAUGGAAUCUAGAUUUUGUUACUUCUGAUGAGUAUUUCUAAAGUUACAUUUUCUCCUUCCGCGGAAGCAAAGAUCCAUUCACGACGGAGACAAAUCCAAUGCAAUUCUCCAUUCAUAGUUUCAACUCAACUCAACUUACAAUACCUACAACUAUCUAGUAAAUCAAUUUUAUUCUAAAUAUGGUUUGGAGUUUGACAAGUCUUGGUUUUUGGUAUUGUUCUUUCUAUUAUACAGGCAAUUGGCACAAUCAACAUGGCUACUGAGUUAAUCCAAAAGUUGGGCAUUUUUUCCAUUGGAGAGCCACAAAAGUUUUCAAAAGAUGGUUACGAAGAACUGAUGCAAGCACUUUGUCCCCAAUUUAAAUAUGGGCGCUGCAAUCAUUGAAAGUUUGAGGAAGCACACAAAGGUAUGCAAGAAUGAAGGAAUCCCAUUUCGUGAAGUUGCUCCAUCAUGGUUAGAACAUGAAAUCUGGGAGGAAGCAUUCAUCACAAGUAGCUUGAGGAUUUUGCAACAUGUAGAGAGUAUUCAGGUUCCAACAGAAUGGCAAUCUGCCCAUUCUAAAACAUGGAAGGAUAUAUCAUGGACAAAAAAGCAAUUUCAGGGUGGACCUGGAAUGAUCACGAAUUUAAUCCAGGAAAAAGUUAUGGAGAAAGCAAUUUUGGAAGGGUACCCAAUGAGAAACAUAUGUACAAGGUUGCUGAAAGAUUUGUUGCUGCUAUUGAUGAAUCCGCAAAACCACCAUUUCAAAUGGGAUUCUUUAUUGAUUACAAUAUUGAUGAUAUACUAAGACAAGCAACUGAAUCUACUCUUAGGUAUCAAAGAGGGGAACCAAUCUCAGUGCUAGACGGAGUACCUAUUGCAAUAAAGGACGAGAUAGAUUGUUUACCGUAUCCAACAACGGGAGGUACGAAGUGGAUGCAUAAGGAAAGGCCUUGUAAAGACGAUGCAUGUUGUGUUAAGCGCUUAAGGCAAUGCGGUGCUAUACUUGUUGGGAAAUCCAAUAUGCACGAACUUGGGUCUGGAACUAGUGGGAUAAACCCACACUAUGGGAAAAUCUUGGUUGCAUUCGUAAGACUCUCGCUGACUUCACCAGCUUGAAUCACUGAGUAGUUAAUGUACUACUUCUGUCGGGUGGACUCCAUCAAAUGCUUUCGAGCCUGGUGGUUACAAAUCCUCUUGAUUAUGUUGAACCUUUGGGAAAAGCUUGUGCUUCUGGGUUUACACUAAAUAAAGCUGGUGCUUCUGGUACUUCGGGUGGACCGUUUCCCGUGGGUUUACACUAAAUAAAGUUGGUGCUUAUGUUGAAUCCUCUUGAAUAUUUAACUUGGUCAUUGAUUAGAUUCAUACAAAAUAGGGGUCUUUAUAGUUAUACUUAUUCAAACAAAAAAUAAGAAAAUGUAGUUGAAAUUCUUUGUUACUAUAUUGAAAUAUUUGAAUUUAAUUGAAAUUGAUAUUAAUAGUUUAAUUUUAAUAUUAAGUUAAUUUGUCAUAUUUAAAUUGAAAUAAUAGAAAAUGUAUCGUAAAUUUUUUUAUCGAGUAAUUGAAUUUUAAUAU
Molecule: messenger RNA, 3111 nt
Organism: Vicia villosa (hairy vetch)
Lineage: Eukaryota; Viridiplantae; Streptophyta; Magnoliopsida; Fabales; Fabaceae
Product: fatty acid amide hydrolase-like
Exons: 11
Coding region: 2122-2655 (177 amino acids)
Molecular function (GO): catalytic activity
Source: RefSeq, a predicted model, not a curated record